UGGAGGGGAAUUAAAGCAUACAGAUGGCUGCUCUCAUGUGAUGCCAGGUUUCACCCUGGUCAGCAACAUGGGAGAUGUUUGAAGACGUCACUCAACACCGUUUGGACUGAUGGGAAACUUGUUUUGACAGUGGGAUGCAGUGAGGACUAUUGUCACCAGUAUACCUAAACUGGGUUAGGAUGAUGCAAUAAGGAUGGACUGUCCUGGAACAGAUAAAAAGUGAGGGAUAGAGGGAGCAGGAAAAAACUGAAGCAAUUCAACAAAGCGAGCGUACUUAUCAGAGACAUACACAAGACAUCAUGUCCACCUCAGUCAAGCAGGAGAGAACCAUUUGUGUUCUCCUCCCCAACAAAGCCCAGCUGGACAUCACUGUUGGGCUAAAGACCACAGGGCAGGAUGUUUUUAAUCGUGUAGCGGAGUUUCUUGGAAUCAAAGAGCUGCACUUCUUUGGCCUCACAGUGGUGAAAGACAAUGAGCACAUAUUUUUAGACAUGGAGGAGAAACUGACUAAGUACUUUGCCAAGGAAUGGAAGCAAGAACCAAGAAAGGGCUUACAGAAGAGACCCUUGCCUCUAGUACUUUUUCUCAAAGUACAGUACUACGUAGAGAAUGGUAGACUUCUAUGUGAACGAAAGGCACGGCAUCUAUACUACGCAGACUUGCGGGAGCGAGUGCUUCGCUCUGAAUGUCGUCAGCAGGAGGAGGUGUACUUCCAGCUGGCAGGUUACGCCUUGCAGGCUGACCUCGGUGACCACCCGUUGCCUCGGGAGGGUAUGGAGGUCACCCCUUAUUUUGAGCCUAAGGAAUACUUUCCCCCCUGGAUUGUAGCUAAACGUGGCGUGAACUAUCUCCUGUGCCAUGGCCCCAAGGUACAUCAGGAGCUGUGGGGCAUGUCUACUCGUGACGCCAUCCUCCUCUUCAUCAGAGAGUCAUGUCAACUGGAGGACGUACCUGUCAGGUUUUACAGAUUGCAAAAGGACAAAAAGGAGGAGAAAGGAACAGCUUUGCUCGGUCUGACCCUGCGAGGAAUGCAAGUUUAUCAGGAGGUGAAUAACAUACGACAGCUGCUAUACGACUUCCCCUGGUCAAAUGUGGGACGUCUUACCUUCCUGGGUAAGAAAUUCGAGAUCCAGCCAGAUGGCUUGCCAUCAGCCAGGAAGCUGGUUUACUACACAGGGUCAUCGUUUCGCUCUCGCCACCUCCUCUUGCACCUGAGUAGCAGCCAUCAGCUCUACCUCAGCCUCCAGCCUGCCCUGAAACACCUACGCCAGCUGGAGGAGAGCAAAGAGAAGAAGUGUUACAGAGAAUCAUACAUCAGUGAUGACCUGGAUUUGGACCCCCAAGGCAGUGAAAGCAGCCCUGGCCUGUCCCGACACUCCACCAGCAGCUCGGGAAUUGAAGCAGAUGCCCGCCAACAUAGCAUGUAUGCCGAAAUGGUCUCUAUGGAGGAGGAAGGUCAGCUGCAAGCAGAGAAGUGUUUCAGCUCAGCAGCCAGCCAAGGCAGCUCCUGUACCUCUGGGUUUGACACAGGCAGCAAGGCUCGAAUAGAAGAUGAAGGGUGGCCAGAGGACGAGACCAAAACCAGUGUUGGAAGUCCAGAGGAGGUGCUUGUGGAUGAUCCUGAUGAGAUGUUCCAGUUGGCUGAUCUUCUUGAAGGAGUGUCAGUAGAUUGUGCAGAACUAUCCUCAGACACUCAUUCACCAGAAAACGAAGAGUGUCCCCCAAACAGUGAUAAAGAUGCCAGGAAAUUAUAUAACAGCGAUAUGUUAAAACAGAUUCUGAAAUCUCGAGCACAACUUUGCGUGGAUCGACACAGCCACAGUCUAGAUGAUGUCCGUCUGGUCCCACCUCCAGCACCCCUGGGAAUGACACUGCCACCUGAUUCCUCCCACAGCUACACCUUUGGGCUUCCAGAUGUCUCAACAAACACUAAGACCUCUGUUGAUCACAGUUAUUACCCCCUUUUGCACUGCCAAGCCAAACCUUCCUUCUAUGGCCGCAGGUCUACCAACUGUGUCUCACUGGACAUGUUGGGUGAUGAGCAGUUUCUGGAAUUCAUACUUUGAAUACAUCAAGUGCUGAUGAACACUCUUGUUCUCUUCCUCUGUGGUUUCUGUGAUGAGGAAUAUGUGCAUUUCAAAUUGCAGGGAGGCAUUUUAUUGAAAAUCACAAGUUCCUUCAUUCUCCCUAAAGUUGAGGAUUAGACAACAAAUCUAAUUCAGCAACUUUUCAGUUGGUAAACAGAGCAUAUUUAUUGAUGUUGUAUACUUAUUGUGUACAUAUUACUUGCACUAUUUUAUUACCUUUCAGCCUUCCUGAGCAAAAACAUAUCUAAUCAAGUUUAUUGUCUUUUGUAAAGUUCACGCUUUUAAAACAUUCUCUGAAAUGUCUUCAUAGCUUAAUGUCAAGGGCAUAAAAGUUGCACCACACAGCCAUGUGCUGUACUGGGCACUCGUACAAUGCGGCUUACUUUACUUACUCUUUAUGUAAGCAUGUACAUUUCCUUGUUUCAUUCAGGAGAAUCUCCAGAAGCCAUGGUGCUAAUGUUUGUGCUCCUGUAUUCCUUUUAUUGUCUUCUUUAAAGUCAUAUUUUAUUCUACACUUUUCUUUUGUAUUGUGUGCUCUGUCAUGCUUUACCCAUUAGUCUUCCACAGCAAUGUAGCUGCUGAUGUGGAAAAUUGAACCUCUUUACAACUGGCAAUGGUACGAGAUGCAUUACGACCCGCCGUCGUAAUUAUAACAGAAAAGUAUUAUUUGUGAAGCACUAUUUCUGUAAUCAGUAAGUGUACAAUGAGUCUGCAGUACUUUUGUAUUAUGUAACCCCCAAACAAAAAGCCUUUGUCGUUUUUCCUUCAGAAAUUAUUGUCACUGUUCUGUAGAUGAUAAUUCAUAUGCAAAAAAACUGCUGUCAUUAGCCAAUAUGAGGGCAGCAGGAAAGAAUGUCAGUCAUUAAACGGCAAAAACGUUUACCCAAUGCCAAUAAUGUAUAAACGCUGUAAAAAUCACAAUACUUAAUUUUUACCUAAAGCACUGUUUUUUAUGAUGGUGAAAAUAAAUUCUUAAUGUUACUAAAUGAAA
Molecule: messenger RNA, 3078 nt
Organism: Amphiprion ocellaris (clown anemonefish)
Lineage: Eukaryota; Metazoa; Chordata; Actinopteri; Pomacentridae
Exons: 14
Coding region: 300-2066 (588 amino acids)
Biological process (GO): positive regulation of hippo signaling
Cellular component (GO): cytoskeleton; cytoplasmic side of apical plasma membrane
Source: RefSeq, a predicted model, not a curated record